Molecule: messenger RNA, 5477 nt
Organism: Oncorhynchus mykiss (rainbow trout)
Lineage: Eukaryota; Metazoa; Chordata; Actinopteri; Salmoniformes; Salmonidae
Gene: ccnd2a
Product: cyclin D2, a
Source: RefSeq, a predicted model, not a curated record
CUGCGCUGCUGCUCGCGUCACUUUGGUCGGAAAAGGCAGGCUUAAAAUGUAACGCCAGAAGAAAGUAGAAGCGAACUGAGGGGGAGAGGAAAAAGUUCGCAAGGAGAGGCAGGACUACUCUUGGGAGCCCUGCAGUCUCACUUUUAUGCCUCCAAAAUACUUUCCUUCCAGCUUCUUUGCAUCUAGCAAUAUUGUUUAGUAUUAUCACUAGAAUAAUCCGGCUUUGUAAAAACUGAAACGACCAUGGAGCUGCUUUGCCUCGAAAUGGACACCAUUUUAAGAGCUCGUCCUGAUCCGAAUAUUCUGUGUGAUGAUAGGGUAUUACAAAGCCUGUUGACCAUUGAAGAACGAUUUAUUCCCCAAUGUUCUUAUUUCAAGUGCGUUCAGAAAGAUAUUCAGCCAUUUAUGCGGAGGAUGGUUGCUACUUGGAUGCUGGAGGUUUGUGAAGAACAGAAGUGUGAGGAAGAGGUUUUUCCCUUGGCAAUGAACUACUUAGACAGAUUUUUAGCUGUGGUUCCAACCAGAAAGUGUGAUCUGCAGCUUCUUGGAGCAGUUUGCAUGUUCCUUGCAUCCAAAUUGAAAGAAACUCGUCCAUUAACUGCAGACAAACUCUGCAUCUACACUGAUAACUCCAUCAGACCACAGGAGCUGCUGGAGUGGGAGCUGGUGGUGUUGGGGAAGUUGAAGUGGAACCUGGCGGCUGUCACACCAAACGACUUCAUCGAACACAUCGUGAGGAAGCUGCCGUUGCCCAAGGACAAGCUGGCGCUGAUACGUAAACAUGUGCAGACCUUCAUCGCCCUCUGCGCCACAGACUUCAAUUUCACAAUGUACCCCCCAUCGAUGAUCGCCACGGGCAGUGUUGGAGCGGCUAUCUGUGGGCUUCAGCUGGACUCGGGUGACCAGUCUCAGUGGGGGGACAGUCUUACAGACCUGCUGGCCAAAAUCACAAACACAGAAGUGGACUGUCUGAAGGAGUGUCAGGAGCAGAUUGAAAGGGUCUUGGUGAGCAGCCUGCGCGAGGGGCGGCAGCAGCAACAGCAGCAUCAGCAGCAGGUCCAGCAUGGCCCCAGCAGUAAGACCAUGGACGAGCUGGAUCAGUCAAGCACCCCAACAGACGUUCGCGACAUCAACUUGUGAGCCUGCAAGAAGCAGUAGCGCAUCCGAAAUAAGCAACAAAUCAACAUAAAAAAAACAACAAAAAACAAACCACCCUUUGAAAAAAGGGCUUUUGUAGAGUUUUUGUAGAGAUUUUUUAUUUUAUAACACAGAAACAUGCGCCCAUGUAUUUUACGAAAUCAAAGCUAUUUUUAGAUAUAAAAUAGAUAUCCUUUAAAAGCUCUGACUUGAUACACGAAAGCUCAAUGGUGCCUCAGAUAUACAGAAGGGAAGCCAAUCAUAUUUUGAGUUCUGUUUUUGAUUGUUUAAUCACAAUAAAGUUAUAUUGAAUAAGAAACCAAUAGCUAAAUAAGGCUUUUUAAAAGGUAGUGGUGAGUCCAUUCAAGGCUUGCAUAUAAUGGGAUCACAUUUGGGGCAAGGUUUUUCUGUUUUGUUUUGGUACAUGUUGGUCUGCCUGAGAUAGGAGCCCCAUAUGGGCUACACUGACCGUGAAUGGCAGGGCUCAAUAUGACAUGGUUUGGCUGUGUGUUGGUGAUAAGGGUAGCACUUUGCAUGAAUUGCAGAGUAUUGUGCUAAGAAAGAGACAAGAAGGGUCCCAAAUCCAGGGAACAGCCAAGUAUAUAAUAGUGAAUUACAUUGUUAUUAUUAUUAUUAAGAAACAUGUUCGUGAAUGAAGAGUAAUAGACGUCAAUAAGCUCUUUUUGUCAGGCUGCUUGUUCGUAUGGGUGUGGGCAUGCAUCUCUGUGUGUGAGUGUUGGUGUGAUUGCCGUGUGUGUGUGCGCGCGCGUGUGUGUGUUGGAGCGUUAUGGCUUGGCACUUGAGUGGGAAGACUAGACUGGUGAUAAACUAUGGAACAGGCAGGAGACAGGGAUUAUUUGCAGGGCAUCUAUGUUAUAUCACUGCCUUCAGUUAAUAUGCGUUGUCGGCCAACAAAAAUCUGGGGAUCUGAGUCCACUUAGUGGGUGGAGGAACGGUGAAAGGGAUGGAGAGAGGGGUGGCUGUGCUCCUUCGUUUUGUCUAGAAGAGUCAGCCGUGGACCCUCUGUUUAGAAGUUUCAUUUUGAGGUGUUUGCUUUUCACUGCCAACAUACCAAUCAAAUAUUGCCAGAUAGCGUUUGUAUUUUCAUGUUAUUGUUUUGUUCUUUUGGAGUUAUGGAAGGAGCUUCAGGCUGCUUAGUGUCAGUAAGAAGGAGUGUGUGCCUCUCUAAGUGGUGCCCUAGUAUCUCAGACGAGAGGAGAGGAGGGAUCCCUGUGGUGGAUGGAAGGGGUUGGGGUUGAACAGGUGUAGAAAGGGUUUGUUGCGCUGCAGAAGCAAGCUGCUGUGUAGAGGGAGGAAAUGUAGGUGAGUUGCUGAAAGAUACAGCAGAGGAGCCUAAUGGCCUCAAAUUAUAUCUAUCAGAUUUCUGCGUUUUGGGCAGAUUGAGGCCACGGAUGACGAAUUAGGAUCAAUACCAGACUUUACGCUGCCAGCUCAUUAUUUGAGAAUUAACUUUAUUGGUUCAUUAGAGGACAGAGAAAUGUAUUGGAGCAGGGGAAGAUUUGUGAUCAUUGCAUCUGUAGUCCCUCAUAGUUGUUUCAACACGCCUAUGAUUUCAACAGCAAAGCACUUAGAAAACAUGCUCCCCAAGGGACAAAUGAAAUGGUUACGGUGUGGGAGUCUAUGGAUGUUUUCUGUUUUCUUGUGAUCUUUUUCUUUGAUUUAAUUUGUAGGGCUGGUUUCCCCACAUUGAGGCCUAACACCUUACGAUAUGAGGACAUUCCGAUCUAAAAACAUUCCGAAAAGUGCAAGAUGAAAGGGCCAUCUGACCAUUUCAUGUGUUUUAGCAAAUAAUUCAUGCCAAUUAAAAAAAUUCUAGAGACCUUUAUGAUUUCAGUUUUAUGAUUUUGUUUUAGAAGUUAUCACAUUAUGAAAUAUUUGUUAUACUUGAAUUUUCUAUUUGAUCUGCUUCACAGCAACAAAAAAAGUCACAUGGGUGAUGAACUAUAAUGAAAAUGUUACCAUAACAUCAGAUUUUUGCACAUGUUCUGAGGGCAAUUGAGGUUUUCUUUCAAACAAAUGGAGCUAGUCUAUAUUCAAGGCUACCUUAUUGAUAGUUUUGCUCGUAGAACCUGGCCUAUUGUCUAUGGGGAUACCCCUGUGUAGCUGUCUCUGUGUGAACCCCUCUCCUUCCGAGUGAUUGCUGCUUCAGUCACUUCAUUGGCAUGGGGUUCAAUCAGUUACCCAAAAGUCAGAAUUCAACAAAUUCACUUCCAAGACUGACAACAGGGUACAUCGCCAACACAAGACUGACAACAGGGUACAUCGCCAACACAAGGUAGCUUUCCUUUGACUCACACAAAAUUCUCAAUGCUACAUUUAAAGGGGGCUUUGGUGUGUGUGUGCGCAUGUGUGUGCUUGAGUGUUUAAAUGUGUGUACGUGAGUAUGUGUGUGGUAGGUAGGUAUGAGGGGAAGUUGAGGAUUCAGUGUUUUAGCAGGCUAAUGUUUUCAAGAAACAAAUCUUAUAAACCAGGCCAUCUUCAACCUCUCAACAAAACUAGCCCCUGUUCAUCAUUGCCAAGAAUGUCAGCCUUUUUUUGUUUUUUGCAAGCUCUAUUCUGAGCAAAGAUUAUGAUUUGUUUAGUUUUUGGACUGUUAGGUUUGAAUUUGUAAAUACACCUCCUUAAAGUUGUUUGUUUUAUUUUAUGGGGUGUCCAGACCUAAUGGAGUUUGUGGAGUGUUUGUAAGGGGUUAGAUACUGUAUUCCAAAGUGAAGAGAGAUGGAGGUGGUGUGAAGACAUCAUAAAGUGUCAAUAUUUGUAUUGAGUUAUUAUUAUUGUCUUUUUGCGCUGCUAAAAGCUAUGAUUUUGUUUCAUUCUUAUAUAUAAAAAAAAAAAUAACAUGACUUAGUUGUGAUGUCACUUGAGUGUGCUGCUAUUUUAUAAACAUUUGUAUUAUAAUAUAAUUAUUUUACCGCUUAAGAGAUACAUUCAGAAUACUGAAGUAGAUGGUAAUAGAAGAACAUGAAAUAAGUAUUCGACUGGAAAUGUUCUUUGUACAGGUUGCUUAGAUAGCAUGUUUUCUUUUCAUUUUGAUCUAUUUUGCUCUCCUUUCUCGGUCACAUUCUGCAAAUGCGGUAUCUCUAUACCUCAGGUUUACUGGACAAAAAAAAAUAAUAUCUCAAUACCUCACAACUCUACAGUUUUUAGGGAGCCUGGGAAGGGUAACAGUACAGUAGGAAGCACAGUAGUUUGUUUGUUGUGAAAUGUACUGACCGUGUUGGGUGGCAUACAUGCAAGGCUCCCACCUGGACUUAAACCCUAGUGGAUGGGACACAACAACCAGUCACCACUUCCUCGGUCAGUUUAAAGUGAUACCAUGUUCAUUGUGGUGCUAAAUGUGAGAUUCAUGUGACAUUCAUUGCAAAGACAAAUGUGAAAAUGUCUGAGUAUAUGGCUUGUACCAAUUACAUUGAAUGUCAAUAGAUUUUGGUUCCUAAGCUUAAUUUGAUGAGCUUAGUUGAUCUGGUAUGUGCCAGGUUCUAUUGUCUGGUAAACUUAUACAAAAUGGCUAAACCAAUCAAUCAAACACCUCACCACAUACUGUAUCUGACAUGAGGAAGUGUGUUUCAACAGUGUGGAUUUGUCUUUAGUUGUCCCCAUCCACUAUAAAUUACAUCAUGUACCUCAAAUGUCUGUUGCACAACCGCUGUUCAAUAAACUUCUGCUUUAAAGAGUGUGACACCAUAUCAGUCCAAUGUUAUUCUCACUUCUGUUUUCUUUUUGUAUGUCAUUAUGGUUAGUGGAGCAGAUUGUGAGAUGUGAUUGUGAACAUACAGUGAGGUGAACAUUAGAGGUUGCUGUAGUCAUGAAACCAAGAGGACUGGGGAGAUGUUAGUGGAGUGGAGCUGAGAUUGUGUGGCAGGCCGCAGUCUUGUUUUAAAAACAAAAGCUAAGAUGACGGACAUCAUGUUUACCCCCUGCUUGAACCAAAAUCUCCCAUUAAGAACGUAGACAGCUUAAAUCAAUUGGAUGGUAGACAAACAAAUGAGGUGAUUGUGGUUAUUUCUGUUGCUUCCCCUGUAUGACAUCCUUUUAAACACACUCUAAUCAGUCCAGUUUCAGGCAAGUAGGGGAUUGCUGUCUGAGUGUGUCCUCUUACUCUGGGACCCUAAGGCACUCUUAUACAGCUUGUGAUGCUGUUUUUUGGGGGGGCUGGAUCAUGUAGGCCUAGUAAGUGAAUAAGUUGGUUUCAAAGUUCUGUAUUGUCAACUUCUGUUUAUGAUUAAUCAGCUCUAUAUUGGUCUGUUUGAAAGGAUCAGUUAAAGUGUUGUUAAGGAUCAAGGCAUGCUGUAUGAUCAAUAAACUCACCAUGAAUGAAA